Molecule: messenger RNA, 201 nt
Organism: Plasmopara halstedii
Lineage: Eukaryota; Oomycota; Peronosporomycetes; Peronosporales; Peronosporaceae
Exons: 2
Coding region: 1-201 (66 amino acids)
Source: RefSeq, a predicted model, not a curated record
AUGCAUGACAAGCAUUCAAACUGCGCGGAGUCCAACAUCUUGCAAACUAUCAUCAGUGAUGGCUUUGCCUCUCUUUUCGCGACAGAACGAUCGCGCAGCAAAUCUUGUUUAAACUGCCCUCUUUGUCAGGAAGCUCCAGCAUACUUUGGCAAGGAAAAUAAUCCCGUGACAAAAGAUGACAAGCCGGAUGGGGUGCUCUGA